AUGAACACGCGAAUGGCACAACAACAGAUACAUAAUAGAGAUGAUCAUCAUCAUGGACCAAUCAUGAAGGUCCUCACCAAUCGAAUGUUGUUCAGGACAAUCAUCAAGGUGACAUUGCCCAAAGAGACAUACAGGAGGUUCAUCGCACACAUACUUAAUAGAGACAACAAGGUCAUAGUUGGCCUAUCAACCAAGUAUGAUCAAUGGGUAGAUGCUCAACAUAUAAUCAAUAACAAACAUUAUGGACUGUUGAGAGAUCGUAUCAAACGUAGACUUCACAUCAACUUCUCAUUCGACGCUGUGAUGGAAUUGUGUAGAUCGAAUGACAUUGAUCACGACACAUUCCUUGCAGUGUAUAACCGGUAUCAAUCUUACUUCUCACAGCGAGCAGCUUAUAUUGAAGCAAUCAAACAUGACAACCUUGUCGUGGUGAAGACUCUGUUGCACCAGAGGGAACCCGUGGCAUUCGAUCGCGACUUUGGUGUGCUCAGCAAUGCAACCUUGGCCCCAAACUUCACCGUGCUCAAGUAUCUCUUGGACUCUGGCCUGUUCAACAACAACGAGCUAUGGGACAACAUCAAUCAUUCUUGGGACUCGGUGUUCAAGACAUCAUCGUCAUCCAUCAGGUUCCUACUCGACCCUCACAACAACUUCCCUCAGCCACUCGUUGAUGCGAUCAAGAAACAUGCGACUAGCUGUGUCAAGUCGGUUAUGGCUACAGGUGAUCUACAGUUGGUCAAUGAACUGUUGUUCAAGGAUGAUGGAACAGUCAAGCUGUUUGAUGAUCCGAUCACAACAUAUAUGAUCAUACCUGGUAUCACACCUGCUGAGCAACUGGCACACUUUAAACGCAUGCUCCCGCCCCACGAAUGGAUUGAAGAGGUCGCACGGGAGAAGAUGGCCAAAUAUGCAUACCCAGAUUCAACUCACGACUUUAUGACGGAGCGAGACAUGGACCCAUCACGCUAUAUCAAAGACGACUUUGAUGUAGAACAGAUGAUGGUCUUUCUCAAACUUGGAGAACUCGAAAUUGAUUGGGCUUCUGAUCCCAAUGCGAUCGAGCUCACUCACUACAUGGUGUACGAAUACAUUAAGACGGGUGACUGCAAGCUCAUCCCAUACUUUAUCACUGGCCCAUCAUGGUAUACGUUGAGAAACUUCAAAGUCGAUGUUUCAAGACUCUAUUCAAUGAUCCUCCAACAUGGAAACUUGGCCCAAGCUAUGAUGGCCACAUCUUUCUUCGACACGCUCCAGCGAACUAAUGUCGUUCAGACCUUGGGGCAGAUCAGGAGCAGGUUCAUGGUACCCUUGUGGAUGCCCUUUCUCAAAGCUGACGACAUGACACAUAGUUUCGAGAUCAUCAAGUAUUUCAACUCCAGGAAUAUCGUGUCCACUAGUAAUAAUGUCGAUCAAACAAUCAAUGUAUUCCGCGGCACCACUCAGAUGUUGGACUUCUUCUUAUCGAAUGACAACAAGAUGUUUCUAAAGCAUGUUGUGAUGGAUAGCCUUAUCCUUGGACUUGAUCACAUUGAUCAACUUGUCAAGUCCAUUCACUCAUUCAAUGGAAUCAGUGUGAGUGAUGUUGUACCAAUGUUACAACUUGCUUCAAUAUAUGGACGCAUGGACCUGGUAUCAGUCAUCACCAAUGUCAUCAACACACCAACAAAUAACGAUAUGAUCAAGAAUGAAUUGAUCCCUAGCAUUGUGGCCAUUGCCCCACUGGAGGUCGUCAAGUGGAUGGCACAACAAAGAUUGAUCGAUGCCAAGAUGGUGGCUCAACAGAUUGGAGAGCGUGGCGACUGUGAGAUGUUUGAGUGUGUUCUCGAGCAUGAAACCAGCGAAAACAGUGAGAGCAUUGUUUGUUCAAUCCUGAAGCAUGCCAUCACCAAACAUCAAGUCAAACUAGUCAAACAUAUCUAUGGACACAAACUGAAGGUGAAUGGAAGUCAAUACAUGGAUGCAGUCACUUGUGGCAAUAUAGAGAUGUUGGAAUUACUCUGGAGUUUAGAUCAUCCCAUAUCCGAUGUAAAUCAACUCAAACAAAUGGUCCAGGAAUCUGCAAAUAAUGGACAUCACGAGACAAUUACAUGGCUAUUCAAUCGGAUGUCUUGA
Molecule: messenger RNA, 2112 nt
Organism: Acytostelium subglobosum LB1
Lineage: Eukaryota; Evosea; Eumycetozoa; Acytosteliales; Acytosteliaceae
Exons: 2
Coding region: 1-2112 (703 amino acids)
Source: RefSeq, a predicted model, not a curated record